GGGAGAGCGGAUAUAGUGAAUGCAGGGUCCUGGGAGACCAGAUAUAGUGAAUGCAGGGUCCGGAGACCAGAUAUAGUGAAUGCAGGGUCUGGGGAGACUGGAUAUAGUGAAUGCAGGGUCCUGGGAGACCAGAUAUAGUGAAUGCAGGGUCCGGGGGAGACCAGAUAUAGUGAAUGCAGGGUCUGGGGAGACUGGAUAUAGUGAAUGCAGGGUCCUGGGAGACCAGAUAUAGUGAAUGCAGGGUCCUGGGAGACCAGAUAUAGUGAAUGCAGGGUCCGGGGAGACCAGAUAUAGUGAAUGCAGGGUCCGGGGUAACCCUUGCAGUGUGCAGCCCCAGUGAUUAAGAGAAUGUUCAAGUUUCCUAGAGUUUGGU
Messenger RNA from Staurois parvus, 373 nucleotides. The record is from the annotation of a GenBank genome assembly. Lineage: Eukaryota; Metazoa; Chordata; Amphibia; Anura; Ranidae.